This is a messenger RNA of Paramecium pentaurelia, 400 nucleotides long. NCBI's taxonomy places the organism in Eukaryota, Ciliophora, Oligohymenophorea, Peniculida, Parameciidae. The record is from the annotation of a GenBank genome assembly.
AUGAUUUAAUUACAUAUCUUGACAUUCCUAAAUAUCCAUUUCUCUUUUCUGCCGUUGGGAAUUAUACGUAAAUAUUCAAUUAAAAUACCCUAGAGAUAAUACCACAGGAUGGGGAAUGGUUUCAUUCUAAAUUACCUCAGGAUAUUGUGCUUAAUAUUGUUAAUUAUGUGAAGUAUCAUUCAAAUGUAAGACUUGUAUCUCUGGAUAUUUUUAUUAUCGAAGUGGUAGCUGCAUUAGUGGUUGCUCAGGCCCGUAUUAAAAUUUAAAUGGUUCUUAUUGUUAAGAUUAUGAUGAUGAAACUCCAUGUAACAUAUAUAUAUAUAUUUAGACUCUUAAUAUUUAAUUUAAGAAUAUACAAAUAAAGCCACAGAUCCUGAAUAAUAUUCAUAAUAUACUUUGA